Magnolia sinica is the source of this 2264-nucleotide messenger RNA. Its product is annotated as allene oxide synthase 1, chloroplastic-like. The transcript has a single exon. NCBI's taxonomy places the organism in Eukaryota, Viridiplantae, Streptophyta, Magnoliopsida, Magnoliales, Magnoliaceae. Gene Ontology annotation, molecular function: oxidoreductase activity, acting on paired donors, with incorporation or reduction of molecular oxygen; monooxygenase activity; heme binding. The record is from RefSeq and is a predicted model, not a curated record. Gene Ontology annotation, biological process: sterol metabolic process. The coding region runs from base 32 to 1495 and encodes 487 amino acids.
CCAAAACCAAAGCCCUUGCAGUAAAAGAACCAUGUCUUCUCCUCAAAACGAAGUCCAGGCUGUCCAGCCCAUCUCCAACGACACCUCAUCGUCGAGACUCCCCAUCCGUGAAAUCCCCGGCAGCUAUGGCAUUCCUUUCAUCGGUGCAAUCAAAGACCGUCUCGACUACUACUACAACCAAGGUCGAGACAAUUUCUUCAAGAUCCGAAUGCAGAAAUACCAAUCAACGGUCUUCCGAUCCAACAUGCCGCCAGGAUCCUUCAUGGCCAAGGACCCACGAGUCAUCGUCCUCCUCGAUGCCAAAAGCUUCCCUAUCCUCUUCGACGUUACCAAAGUUGAAAAACGUGACGUCCUCACCGGCACUUACAUCCCCUCCACCUCACUCACCGGCGGCUAUCGAGUCCUCGCCUACCUCGAUCCGUCCGAGCCCAGCCACACCAACAUCAAAAAUCUCAUUUUCUUCAUACUUUCCACCCGUCAUGGUAAAUUCAUACCAGAAUUCCACAAAAGCUUCAGCACCCUCUUCGAUAAUCUCGAAGCCGAGCUUUCUAAGAGUGGGAAAGCCGAUUUCAAUUCUCUAAAUGACGUUACAUCAUUCGAUUACCUUUCCCAGGCUUUUUUUGGAGUAAAUCCUUCAGAUACAAUGCUCGGUUCGAACGGGUCUAAGAUCGCUGCAAAAUGGCUUUUGUUCCAGCUUCAUCCAUUGAUGACUCUGGGACUGCCGAAGCUUUUGGAGGAACUCCUCCUCCAUACAUUCCAUCUUCCUCCAUUCCUCGUGAAAUCCGAUUACAAUAAGCUCUACGAUUUCUUCUACAAAGCCUCAACUAAAUUUCUAGACGAGGCGGAGAAGAUGGGAAUUAAAAGAGAUGAAGCAUGUCAUAAUAUCCUCUUCGCAACGAUUUUUAACGCGUACGGCGGGAUGAAGUUGUUAUUCCCAGGGAUAUUGAAGUGGGUCUCUCUUGCGGGAGCUGAGCUGCACCAGCAGCUUACAGACGAGAUCCGGUCUAACGUUAAAUCCAACGACGGGCAGGUAACGUUAGCGGCUAUUGAGAAGAUGCCGUUAACGAAGUCUGUUGUGUAUGAGGCUUUGCGAAUCGAACCACCGGUUAUGUUCCAGUAUGGGAAAGCUAAGAAGGAUCUGAUUAUCGAGAGUCAUGAUGCGGCAUUUGAGAUCAAGAAAGGAGAGAUGAUUUUUGGGUUUCAGCCAUUUGCGACGAAAGAUCCAAAGAUUUUCGAGGAUGGUGAGGAGUUUAUCGGGAAUAGGUUUGUUGGGGAGGGAGAGAAGUUGGUGAAGUAUGUGGUUUGGUCGAAUGGACCAGAGACGGAGAGUCCGACGGUGGGAAAUAAGCAAUGUGCUGGUAAGGAUAUUGUGGUGAUGAUGGGGAUGCUUUUGGUGAUCGAGUUCUUCCUCCGUUACGAUACGUUUACGGCCGACAUCGGGAAUCUGCCGUUCGGGCCAUCGGUUACGGUGAAGUCGUUGACGAAGGCAGUCUGAAAGUUGUGAUGUUGCCGGAAAUGUAGUGGGUAUGUCGGUUGUCGGUGCUGUAAAGUACUCGACUGCGUAGUGAAGCAGACAGCACAUGUUUUAUCCAUGCCGUCCGUCGAUUUUGCCAGCACAUUUUAGAGGCGUGAGCGAAAAAAAAAAGAAAAAAAGAGUAGAUCUAAAUCUAAGUUGGACUAGAAAGACAGGGUGAUUGAAUGCUACCGUUAAAAACUUUCAGGAAUACAUAAGUUUUGGAUGAAGCUAGCAUAUGUAUUUGCCCUUCAUCUAGGUCCGUGUAAUCUGAUAAAGAGGUUGGAUAUUAAAUAAAUAUUACAGUGGACCUGGGGAAGUUUUGAACGGUGGUCAUUUAAUCAUGGUCGUUUGUUCGUUGUAGUACUGUGGUCUAUCUUGGAUUUGGAUUUUCCUUAAUGUUGGGCUCAUGCCAAUCCGGUAAAAUGGAUGGACGGGUGGAUAAGACACCUAUAUCAGGGGUGGGCCUGAAUUUAGAUCUGCCUCAUUGAGUGAUUGUUGGGCUCAUGCCAAUCUGGUAAAAUGGAUGGAAUUCGGAUACUCCACUUGCCAUGGGCAGAAAAUAAGGUAAUGAUAAUGUGGCCUGAUUACAUUACAACAAGAUGGGAAUCUCGAUUAAUGAAUGGAAGGGUCGAUAGGACACCUGCAUAAAGGUAGGCUCAAUGAGCUUUUCCUGUAACAUACCGUAUGGCCAUCUUUGCUGUAUGCUACUGAUAUUCCUUAUUAAGGUCGCAGAUGUAUGUGUUAUUAA